AUGGCUUUCUAUUCUGCGGAGGAACAAACCGAGGAUUACCUUUUCAAGAUUGUCUUAGUUGGUGAUUCAGCUGUUGGAAUAUCAAACUUGCUUGCUAGAUUUGCCAGAGAUGAAUUUUAUCCAAACUCAAAAUCAGCAAUAGGAGUAGAAUUCCAGACACAGAAGGUUGAAAUUAAUGGGAAGGAAGUCAAAGCUCAGAUAUGGGAUACAGUUGGUCAGGAGCGAUUUAGGGCUGUUACAUCUGCAUAUUAUAGAGGUGCAGUGGGAGCUCUUCUUGUGUAUGACAUCAGUAGGCGACAGACAUUUGAUAGCAUUGGCAGAUGGCUUAAUGAACUUCACAGUGAGCAAUACCAGAACUAGUAUAUAGAUAAUUACGGUGUAUAGUAUUCUGAUUUGC
Molecule: messenger RNA, 397 nt
Organism: Coffea arabica (coffee)
Lineage: Eukaryota; Viridiplantae; Streptophyta; Magnoliopsida; Gentianales; Rubiaceae
Source: RefSeq, a predicted model, not a curated record